Messenger RNA from Artibeus jamaicensis (Jamaican fruit-eating bat), 951 nucleotides. It is a transcript of the gene MC3R, whose product is annotated as melanocortin 3 receptor. The record is from RefSeq and is a predicted model, not a curated record. Gene Ontology annotation, biological process: G protein-coupled receptor signaling pathway. Bases 13 to 951 code for a protein of 312 amino acids. The transcript has a single exon. NCBI's taxonomy places the organism in Eukaryota, Metazoa, Chordata, Mammalia, Chiroptera, Phyllostomidae. Gene Ontology annotation, molecular function: peptide hormone binding; melanocyte-stimulating hormone receptor activity. Gene Ontology annotation, cellular component: membrane.
CACCUGUCAGCCAUGAACGCCUCGUGCUGCCCACUGACUGCCCAGCCCACGCUGCCUCAUGGCUCAGAGCACCCCCCGGCCCCCGCCCAGGGCAACUACAGCAACGACGGGCUCUGCAAGCAGGUCUUCAUCCAGCCCGAGGUCUUCCUGGUGCUGGGCAUCGUCAGCCUGCUGGAGAACGUCCUGGUCAUCCUGGCCGUGGUCCGCAACAGCAACCUGCACUCGCCCAUGUACCUGCUCCUGUGCAGCCUGGCCGCGGCCGACAUGCUGGUGAGCCUGUCCAACGCGCUGGAGACCAUCAUGAUCGCCGUGGUCAACAGCGACGCCCUGGCCUUUGAGGACCGGUUCCUGCAGCACAUGGACAACGUCUUCGACUCCGUGAUCUGCAUCUCCCUGGUGGCCUCCAUCUGCAACCUCCUGGCCAUCGCCGUGGACAGGUACGUCACCAUCUUCUACGCCCUCCGCUACCACAGCAUCGUGACGGUGGGGAAGGUGCGCGCCCUGAUCGUGGCCAUCUGGGCGGGCUGUGGCGUCUGCGGCGUGCUCUUCAUCGUCUACUCCGAGAGCAAGACGGUCAUCGUGUGCCUCGUCACGCUGUUCUUCGCCAUGCUGCUGCUCAUGGCCACCCUCUACCUGCACAUGCUCCUGUCCGCCCGGCUGCAUGUGCAGCGCAUUGCCGCCCCGCCGCCACGCUCCUGCCUCAAGGGCGCCGUCACUGUCACCAUCCUGCUGGGCGUCUUUGUGGUCUGCUGGGCACCCUUCUUUGUCCACCUGGUGCUCAUCAUCACCUGCCCCACCGACCCCUACUGCGUCUGCUACACCGCCCACUUCGACACCUACCUGGUGCUGGUCAUGUGCAACUCUGUCCUCGACCCCCUCAUCUACGCCUUCCGCAGCCCGGAGCUCAGGAACACCUUCAGGGAGAUUCUGUGCGGCUGCCGGGGGCUGUGA